AUGUUGAUUUUUCUGAUUUUGCCGCUCUUGUGGCUUGCAAGCACCGUUCUUUCGGCGCAAGUCACUGGGGUGUUCAAUGCGAUCAACAACAUUUCGCCUCCUGGUAGCAAGCAGCCCGAGAUACCUUCAUGGCAAGCUACUGUUGCAUGGAAAAUUGAUUCGUCCAAGGUUUCACCUGGCGAUACAUUUGCUUUGACGCUUCCUAAUGUGUUCAAGUUUACUUCCACAACUUCCACAAUUCUGUUGAAAGCAGGGUCUACCAAUUUUGCAACAUGUACUUUGACCCCAGGAGAAAACUUGCUUCCAUACUCCUUGAUUUCGUGUACGGCAUUGCCGGCGGUUGCAACUGUUGCACUGGCAGAUGGUACAAUCACUUUUCCCUUCACCUUCAACGCAGGAAUGACGUCUUCGGCAAUUGAUUUGGCCGCUGCUUCAGCGUGGACUGCUGGCCAAAACGUAGUAACUUUCAAGGAUGGAGCAGACCUCACCUACACUGUGACAAUGAAUGGGGGAGCAACAUAUUUGCAAGGUAAUGCUGCUCAGGGUUCUUAUGCGGUCAGAAAGUUGCCUCGUUUACAGAAAUAUCAGCACUAUUACCAGGGUCCAAAGUGUUCACUGACAACUUCCGGAUCUAUCAAAUUGUCACUGAACGGUCAAAUACAGUUCGAUUGUUCGAAAUCUGGCGCCUAUUUGUCCAACAAUUUCAACGCAUGGCAAUUCCCAACACAAGCUUUGACCACCGCAGGUACUAAUGGCUUCAUCACCGUCUCCUGUACUUCCACUUCUAUCACCGCGACUUUCACCAACAUGCCUGCUGGAUACAGACCAUACAUUGUUGGUAUUUCCGACGUUAUUACAGGUCAGUUCACCGAGACAUAUUCGAACAGUGGUGUUUGCAGCAACUCGCCAGUCACUCAGUCGAUCACAUAUUCUUCGUACAACGAUCUAGAUCCCAACGGAACUGGUAACUAUAAGGAGAUUGUGGUCACCACCAUCACUAGAGAUGACAUAAAUACUCCAACUCUCACCACUGUCACAGGCGUUUCAACCGAUACAAUUGAGGUCUUAGUUCCAAGAUCGGUAACCACAUAUACUACUACUUGGACCAACUCCUACACUUCGGCAUCGACUACAACUGAUGCAAGCGGUAUUAGAAUUGUGGAAGUUGAAGUUCCCCAACUGACAUCUCUGGUCACUUCUACUUGGACUGGCUCAUACACUAGUCGUACAUCAUACACUACAGAUGGAACCGUCAUUGUGAAGGACGACGUUCCUAUUCCAACUAGAACCACCACUAUCACUACUGGUUCCCAGUCAGUCACCAUUACAUAUACCACUACACCAGGUGGUACUGCGUUAGUUGAAAUUGAUGUUCCAUUCUCCACUUCUACUACUGUUGGACCACACUCUGGUACUACUACCGUGACUGAGAGCGGAACUACGUAUGUUAGAGUCACUGAUGUUCUUUCGACUUCGACUACUGUUGGACCUCAAUCUGGUACUGAGACUGUUACUGAGAGUGGAACCACAUACGUGAGAGUCACUGAUGUUCUUCUGACUUCGACUACUGUUGGACCACACUCUGGUACAACUACCGUGACUGAGAGCGGAACUACGUAUGUUAGAGUCACUGAUGUUCUUUCGACCUCGACUACUCUUGGACCUCAAUCUGGUACUGAGACUGUUACUGAGAGCGGAACUACGUAUGUUAGAGUCACUGAUGUUCUCUCGACCUCCACUACUGUUGGACCACACUCUGGUACUGAGACUGUUACUGAGAGCGGAACUACGUAUGUUAGAGUCACUGAUGUUCUUUCGACUUCGACUACUGUUGGACCUCAAUCUGGUACUGAGACUGUUACUGUGAGCGGAACUACGUAUGUUAGAGUCACUGAUGUUCUUCUGACCUCCACUACUGUUGGACCACACUCUGGUACAACUACCGUGACUGAGAGCGGAACUACGUAUGUUAGAGUCACUGAUGUUCUUUCGACUUCGACUACUCUUGGACCUCAAUCUGGUACUGAGACUGUUACUGAGAGCGGAACUACAUACGUCAGAGUCACUGAUGUUCUUUCGACUUCGACUACUCUUGGACCUCAAUCUGGUACUGAGACUGUUACUGAGAGCGGAACUACGUAUGUUAGAGUCACUGAUGUUCUUUCGACUUCGACUACUCUUGGACCUCAAUCUGGUACUGAGACUGUUACUGAGAGCGGAACUACGUAUGUUAGAGUCACUGAUAUUCUUCUGACUUCGACUACUGUUGGACCACACUCUGGUACAACUACCGUGACUGAGAGCGGAACUACAUACGUCAGAGUCACUGAUGUUCUUUCGACUUCGACUACUGUUGGACCUCAAUCUGGUACUGAGACUGUUACUGAGAGCGGAACUACGUAUGUUAGAGUCACUGAUGUUCUUCUGACUUCGACUACUGUUGGACCACACUCUGGUACAACUACCGUGACUGAGAGCGGAACUACAUACGUCAGAGUCACUGAUGUUCUUUCGACUUCGACUACUGUUGGACCUCAAUCUGGUACUGAGACUGUUACUGAGAGCGGAACUACGUAUGUUAGAGUCACUGAUGUACUUUCUACAUCAACCACUCUUGGACCUCAAUCUGGUACUGAGACUGUUACUGAGAGCGGAACUACAUACGUCAGAGUCACUGAUGUUCUUUCGACUUCGACUACUGUUGGACCUCAAUCUGGUACUGAGACUGUUACUGAGAGCGGAACUACGUAUGUUAGAGUCACUGAUGUUCUUUCGACUUCGACUACUGUUGGACCUCAAUCUGGUACUGAGACUGUUACUGAGAGCGGAACUACGUAUGUUAGAGUCACUGAUGUUCUCUCGACCUCCACUACUGUUGGACCUCAAUCUGGUACUGAGACUGUUACUGAGAGCGGAACUACGUAUGUUAGAGUCACUGAUGUACUUUCUACAUCAACCACUCUUGGACCUCAAUCUGGUACUGAGACUGUUACUGAGAGCGGAACUACAUACGUCAGAGUCACUGAUGUUCUUUCGACUUCGACUACUCUUGGACCUCAAUCUGGUACUGAGACUGUUACUGAGAGCGGAACUACAUACGUCAGAGUCACUGAUGUUCUUUCGACUUCGACUACUCUUGGACCUCAAUCUGGUACUGAGACUGUUACUGAGAGCGGAACUACAUACGUCAGAGUCACUGAUGUUCUUUCGACUUCGACUACUCUUGGACCUCAAUCUGGUACUGAGACUGUUACUGAGAGCGGAACUACAUACGUCAGAGUCACUGAUGUUCUUUCGACUUCGACUACUCUUGGACCUCAAUCUGGUACUGAGACUGUUACUGAGAGCGGAACUACGUAUGUUAGAGUCACUGAUGUUCUUUCGACUUCGACUACUCUUGGACCUCAAUCUGGUACUGAGACUGUUACUGAGAGCGGAACUACAUACGUCAGAGUCACUGAUGUUCUUCUGACUUCGACUACUGUUGGACCACACUCUGGUACAACUACCGUGACUGAGAGCGGAACUACAUACGUCAGAGUCACUGAUGUUCUUUCGACUUCGACUACUCUUGGACCUCAAUCUGGUACUGAGACUGUUACUGAGAGCGGAACUACAUACGUCAGAGUCACUGAUGUUCUUCUGACUUCGACUACUGUUGGACCACACUCUGGUACAACUACCGUGACUGAGAGCGGAACUACAUACGUCAGAGUCACUGAUGUUCUUUCGACUUCGACUACUGUUGGACCUCAAUCUGGUACUGAGACUGUUACUGAGAGCGGAACUACGUAUGUUAGAGUCACUGAUGUACUUUCUACAUCAACCACUCUUGGACCUCAAUCUGGUACUGAGACUGUUACUGAGAGCGGAACUACGUAUGUUAGAGUCACUGAUGUUCUUUCGACUUCCACUACCACUGGACCAGUCGAGGGUACCACUACCACUACUGCUAGCGACACUACCUACGUGAUUGUCACUGAGACUCCACUGCUGUCUGUUGUUCUCUCGACUUCGACUACCACUGGACCAGUCGAGGGUACCACUACCACUACUGCUAGCGACACUACCUACGUGAUUGUUACUGAGACUCCACUGCUGUCUGUUGUUCUCUCGACCUCCACUACUGUUGGACCACACUCUGGUACUACUACCGUGACUGAGAGCGGAACUACGUAUGUUAGAGUCACUGAUGUUCUUUCGACUUCGACUACUGUUGGACCUCAAUCUGGUACUGAGACUGUUACUGAGAGCGGAACUACGUAUGUUAGAGUCACUGAUGUUCUCUCGACCUCCACUACUGUUGGACCUCAAUCUGGUACUGAGACUGUUACUGAGAGCGGAACUACGUAUGUUAGAGUCACUGAUGUACUUUCUACAUCAACCACUCUUGGACCUCAAUCUGGUACUGAGACUGUUACUGAGAGCGGAACUACAUACGUCAGAGUCACUGAUGUUCUUUCGACUUCGACUACUCUUGGACCUCAAUCUGGUACUGAGACUGUUACUGAGAGCGGAACUACAUACGUCAGAGUCACUGAUGUUCUUUCGACUUCGACUACUGUUGGACCUCAAUCUGGUACUGAGACUGUUACUGAGAGCGGAACUACGUAUGUUAGAGUCACUGAUGUUCUUUCGACUUCGACUACUGUUGGACCACACUCUGGUACUACUACCGUGACUGAGAGCGGAACUACGUAUGUUAGAGUCACUGAUGUUCUUUCGACUUCGACUACUGUUGGACCUCAAUCUGGUACUGAGACUGUUACUGAGAGUGGAACCACAUACGUGAGAGUCACUGAUGUUCUUCUGACUUCGACUACUGUUGGACCACACUCUGGUACAACUACCGUGACUGAGAGCGGAACUACGUAUGUUAGAGUCACUGAUGUUCUUUCGACCUCGACUACUCUUGGACCUCAAUCUGGUACUGAGACUGUUACUGAGAGCGGAACUACGUAUGUUAGAGUCACUGAUGUUCUCUCGACCUCCACUACUGUUGGACCACACUCUGGUACUGAGACUGUUACUGAGAGCGGAACUACGUAUGUUAGAGUCACUGAUGUUCUUUCGACUUCGACUACUGUUGGACCUCAAUCUGGUACUGAGACUGUUACUGUGAGCGGAACUACGUAUGUUAGAGUCACUGAUGUUCUUCUGACCUCCACUACUGUUGGACCACACUCUGGUACAACUACCGUGACUGAGAGCGGAACUACGUAUGUUAGAGUCACUGAUGUUCUUUCGACUUCGACUACUCUUGGACCUCAAUCUGGUACUGAGACUGUUACUGAGAGCGGAACUACAUACGUCAGAGUCACUGAUGUUCUUUCGACUUCGACUACUCUUGGACCUCAAUCUGGUACUGAGACUGUUACUGAGAGCGGAACUACAUACGUCAGAGUCACUGAUGUUCUUUCGACUUCGACUACUCUUGGACCUCAAUCUGGUACUGAGACUGUUACUGAGAGCGGAACUACGUAUGUUAGAGUCACUGAUGUUCUUUCGACUUCGACUACUCUUGGACCUCAAUCUGGUACUGAGACUGUUACUGAGAGCGGAACUACGUAUGUUAGAGUCACUGAUAUUCUUCUGACUUCGACUACUGUUGGACCACACUCUGGUACAACUACCGUGACUGAGAGCGGAACUACAUACGUCAGAGUCACUGAUGUUCUUUCGACUUCGACUACUGUUGGACCUCAAUCUGGUACUGAGACUGUUACUGAGAGCGGAACUACAUACGUCAGAGUCACUGAUGUUCUUUCGACUUCGACUACUCUUGGACCUCAAUCUGGUACUGAGACUGUUACUGAGAGCGGAACUACAUACGUCAGAGUCACUGAUGUUCUUUCGACUUCGACUACUCUUGGACCUCAAUCUGGUACUGAGACUGUUACUGAGAGCGGAACUACAUACGUCAGAGUCACUGAUGUUCUUUCGACUUCGACUACUCUUGGACCUCAAUCUGGUACUGAGACUGUUACUGAGAGCGGAACUACGUAUGUUAGAGUCACUGAUGUUCUUUCGACUUCGACUACUCUUGGACCUCAAUCUGGUACUGAGACUGUUACUGAGAGCGGAACUACGUAUGUUAGAGUCACUGAUAUUCUUCUGACUUCGACUACUGUUGGACCACACUCUGGUACAACUACCGUGACUGAGAGCGGAACUACAUACGUCAGAGUCACUGAUGUUCUUUCGACUUCGACUACUGUUGGACCUCAAUCUGGUACUGAGACUGUUACUGAGAGCGGAACUACGUAUGUUAGAGUCACUGAUGUUCUUCUGACUUCGACUACUGUUGGACCACACUCUGGUACAACUACCGUGACUGAGAGCGGAACUACAUACGUCAGAGUCACUGAUGUUCUUUCGACUUCGACUACUGUUGGACCUCAAUCUGGUACUGAGACUGUUACUGAGAGCGGAACUACGUAUGUUAGAGUCACUGAUGUACUUUCUACAUCAACCACUCUUGGACCUCAAUCUGGUACUGAGACUGUUACUGAGAGCGGAACUACAUACGUCAGAGUCACUGAUGUUCUUUCGACUUCGACUACUCUUGGACCUCAAUCUGGUACUGAGACUGUUACUGAGAGCGGAACUACGUAUGUUAGAGUCACUGAUGUACUUUCUACAUCAACCACUCUUGGACCUCAAUCUGGUACUGAGACUGUUACUGUGAGCGGAACUACGUAUGUUAGAGUCACUGAUGUUCUUCUGACCUCCACUACUGUUGGACCACACUCUGGUACAACUACCGUGACUGAGAGCGGAACUACGUAUGUUAGAGUCACUGAUGUUCUUUCGACUUCGACUACUCUUGGACCUCAAUCUGGUACUGAGACUGUUACUGAGAGCGGAACUACAUACGUCAGAGUCACUGAUGUUCUUCUGACUUCGACUACUGUUGGACCACACUCUGGUACAACUACCGUGACUGAGAGCGGAACUACAUACGUCAGAGUCACUGAUGUUCUUUCGACUUCGACUACUGUUGGACCUCAAUCUGGUACUGAGACUGUUACUGAGAGCGGAACUACGUAUGUUAGAGUCACUGAUGUUCUUUCGACUUCGACUACUGUUGGACCACACUCUGGUACUACUACCGUGACUGAGAGCGGAACUACGUAUGUUAGAGUCACUGAUGUUCUUUCGACUUCGACUACUGUUGGACCUCAAUCUGGUACUGAGACUGUUACUGAGAGCGGAACUACAUACGUCAGAGUCACUGAUGUUCUUUCGACUUCGACUACUCUUGGACCUCAAUCUGGUACUGAGACUGUUACUGAGAGCGGAACUACGUAUGUUAGAGUCACUGAUGUUCUUUCGACUUCCACUACCACUGGACCAGUCGAGGGUACCACUACCACUACUGCUAGCGACACUACCUACGUGAUUGUCACUGAGACUCCACUGCUGUCUGUUGUUCUCUCGACUUCGACUACCACUGGACCAGUCGAGGGUACCACUACCACUACUGCUAGCGACACUACCUACGUGAUUGUCACUGAGACUCCACUGCUGUCUGUUGUUCUCUCGACUUCGACUACCACUGGACCAGUCGAGGGUACCACUACCACUACUGCUAGCGACACUACCUACGUGAUUGUCACUGAGACUCCACUGCUGUCUGUUGUUCUCUCGACUUCGACUACCACUGGACCAGUCGAGGGUACCACUACCACUACUGCUAGCGACACUACCUACGUGAUUGUCACUGAGACUCCACUGCUGUCUGUUGUUCUCUCGACUUCGACUACCACUGGACCAGUCGAGGGUACCACUACCACUACUGCUAGCGACACUACCUACGUUAUUAUCACUGAGACGCUUUCCUCUUUGAGUCAGCUUCUGUUCACAAAUUCUUGGGGAUGGAACACGUCGUACGUACCGCCAAAUUCAGAGUCGAGCAAAUCCUUGACGAUGCACAGUUCGGAUAUCUUAACUGAUUCAUCAAAGACUGAAACUGGAAGCAGUACACUUAGUGUUGAUAACGAUUCAACUCUGUCUGCAAUACCCGAGGAACUGACAAGUAUUGUUUCUAACACUAGCAGUGCAACCGAGACUUCUUGUACGGAAUGUACUCAGAGUAUAUCGUCUAAGACUGAGACAUCCAAGAUUUCCUCUAUCUCCGCUGCAACCGAAACUGUUAAUUCCAACACUGGUGCAUCCAACACUGGUGCAUCUGAGACUAGAAACUCCAACACCGCUUCCAACACUAGUGCAUCUAACACUGGUGCAUCUAACACUGGUGCAUCCAACACUGGCGCAUCUGAGACUGGAAACUCCAACACCGCUUCCAACACUAGUGCAUCUAACACUGGUGCAUCCAACACUGGUGCAUCCAACACUGGUGCAUCCAACACUGGCGCAUCUGAGACUAGAAACUCCAACACCGCUUCCAACACUAGUGCAUCUAACACUGGUGCAUCCAACACUGGUGCAUCCAACACUGGCGCAUCUGAGACUAGAAACUCCAACACUGGCGCAUCUGAGACUAGAAACUCCAACACCGCUUCCAACACUAGUGCAUCUAACACUGGUGCAUCUAACACUGGUGCAUCCAACACUGGCGCAUCUGAGACUGGAAACUCCAACACCGCUUCCAACACCGCUUCCAACACCGCUUCCAACACCGCUUCCAACACCGCUUCCAACACCGCUUCCAACACCGCUUCCAACACCGCUUCCAACACUGGUGCAUCCAACACUGGUGCAUCUGAGACUGGAAACUCCAACACCGCUUCCAACACUGGUGCAUCCAACACUGGAACUUCGAAUAUUGAUUCCACUGUGACCAGUCCUUGUCCCGAAUGUACUGUUAGCGGAAAGGUAACUUUGGAAAGCACUGUGAGCGAGACGAAUAGGGCAGUCGAUUCACUUGAGACUACGGAUGGCACCUUUUCUACUAGGUCAACUACCAAUGAACAAACCAAGGUUAAGACGCUGGAAAGAUCAGAGCCAACUGUAAAUGGAAGCAUUGUGUCUCUGGCAGCCAAGGGCCGUCAAACUGAAACCAAAUCUGAAGAUCUAACUGGCACAAACUCAGUGAAGAGCAAAACUACCGGGGUUCCGGAAACUGUGGAGGCCAGUAAGCCAGAUCACACGACCUCUACUGACACUGCAAAAUUCGAUUCUCUGACAUUCCCAGUGUAUUCGCGGACAACUAUCUAUACGACUAGUGGAACAUGGCAAGCUGUGACGGUCCCCGGUGAGCAUUCUGCAACCACUGCUAUCUCCUCGGUUGCUGAAGAAGGAUCAAGUUUUGCUUCUCCAACUGUGACUUACGCUGGGUUUGCUCCUAAAACAACCAAAAUUUCUAUUGUGGCUAUUAUCUUAUCGGUCUUUGUCUUACUCUAG
This is a messenger RNA of Sungouiella intermedia, 9366 nucleotides long. The record is from the annotation of a GenBank genome assembly. Lineage: Eukaryota; Fungi; Ascomycota; Pichiomycetes; Serinales; Metschnikowiaceae.